UUUUGUUUUUGUUUUUUUUCUUCUCGUUUUCGAGGAUCAAACUUUGAGGACCACCUGGUUUGAGGACGGCUUUAAGUGCCACGCGGCUGCAGGAGAGGCCAAGAAGUCAGCUCGUUUAUGCGGCCUCCAAACAAACUUUAAGAGGACGUUGGGACCCAUCGGCCGGGGAGAUCCUGCAGACAGCCCAGGAGCGAGCGGUGGAGAUUAGGGAUUUGCUGGGGUGGAACGGAUAUUAACCCGAAUUGGUGGUGCUUUUAGAUCUCGCCAGAUGGCAGCCGUGAAUGAAUGGACGAAGAGAGGCCCCUUAGAGUGGCACGAUUACACUUACAAAGAAGUCAGAGUGACAGCAAGUGAGAAGGACUAUAGAGGAUGGGUUUUAACCACAGACCCCGUCUCUGCCAAUAUUGUCCUCGUGAACUUCCUUGAAGAUGGCAGCAUGUCUGUGACCGGGAUUAUGGGACACGCCGUGCAGACUGUUGAGACUGUGAGCGAAGGGGACCAAGGAGUAAGAGAGAAGCUGAUGCAUUUGUUUGCCUCUGGAGACUGUCAGGCAUUCAGCCUGGAGGAUCUGGAAAACAGAAGGAACAGCCUGAGGAAAUGGCUUGAGAAGAACCACAUCCCGGUCACUGAACAGGGAGAUUCGCCAGGGACCCUCUGUGUGGCUGGGGUCCUGACUAUAGACCCACCUUAUGGUCCAGAAAACUGUAGCAGCUCGAAUGAGAUUAUUCUGUCCCGUGUUCAGGAUCUUGUUCAAGGACAUCUUGCAGCUUCCCAAUGAGAAGCCAAGAACUAUGGGUGCACUGAAAUAAGACUAAUAUUUUUUCUUCAUAAAAUGUCUUGAAUGUUAAGGCCGUCAUACUACAGGACUUUAAAGGCACACAUUGUGUGUGUGUGUGUGUGUGUGUGUGUGUGUGUGUGUGUGUUUUAAUUUUUUAAAAUUAAAGACGUGGAUUAUGAAUGCUAAUAAGUGUACUGUUGCAAGGAUAACAUCACAUGCAACAAAAUUAGCACAGGGACAUUAGGCUUGUAAGUCCUUCUGAUGGAGCUUAUACCUGCAAGAGGUGUAUUUGGAAAAAUGCAACAUGUUGAACAUAAAAUGCAUUAAGUCCUUUGCA
Messenger RNA from Pipistrellus kuhlii (Kuhl's pipistrelle), 1115 nucleotides. RefSeq names its product gem nuclear organelle associated protein 6 (gene GEMIN6). NCBI's taxonomy places the organism in Eukaryota, Metazoa, Chordata, Mammalia, Chiroptera, Vespertilionidae. Gene Ontology annotation, biological process: spliceosomal complex assembly; spliceosomal snRNP assembly. The transcript is spliced from 3 exons. Bases 269 to 778 code for a protein of 169 amino acids. The record is from RefSeq and is a predicted model, not a curated record. Gene Ontology annotation, cellular component: nucleus; SMN complex.